AUGAGUUUGAAUGAAAAGUGUGUUACAUUAAAUGAAGUGAACAACAAGUUCACAGAAGAUGUGCUAAUAAAUAUUCUAUCUAAAAUAUGCAAUGGAAAAGAAGUGCAGUUGACAGAUUGGAGUUUCAACGAGGGAUCUGCCAAAGGUGAUAAUUAUUUGUCAAAUGUCUACAAAGGUAAAGUAAAUGGCAUUAUCGAUGGCGAUCCAAAGCAACAUGUGCAAGCGAAUAUUAUCGUAAAAUCAAUGCCAAAAAAUCCUGGAACACGGAAGACUCUCAGAUGUGCAGACUUUUUCAGUAAUGAAAUCGCUUUUUAUACGCAAAUUAUUUCCAAAUUUGAAAACUUUCUAACAGAAAAAGGACACAGCGAUCUAUUAUGUAUACCACGUCAUAUAAUCUCCUCCACAGAUAGUGAAAACGGUUUUCUAGUUUUAGAAGAUGCUUCUUGCUUAGGAUUUUGUUCCAUGUCACGACAGAACUGUCUAGAUUGGGCAGAAUGUUUAGCUGUUUUGAAGACAUUGUCCAAAUUUCACGCAAUCUCAUUUGCGUACAAAGAUCAAAGAAAGGAAGAGUUUGUAGAAAUGACAAAUUCUUUAAAAGAAACCUUCUUCGGUCAUAAACACUGGGACUGGUACAAAGGAUUUCAUAAAAAAGUGCAAGUUCUAAUUAAAUAUGCAUUAACUACCGAAUAUCCCAACAGCAAAGCUGAGAAACAAUACAAUUCUUAUAAAUUCGGUGCUCUCUUUAACAAGUGUACAGAACUGUGUGACAGAAGAGAUUCUCCUACAUCUAUCGUAAUAGAGGGUGAUUGUUGGGCCCCAAACUUUUUAAUUCGCGAUGUUGGAAAAAAUCAAAAGCAAGCUUUGAUGCUAGACUUUCAGCUUGCACGUUGCGCAAGUCCUGUCAUAGAUCUGUCGUUUCUAAUUUAUGCUUGCACUCUGAAGUCAUUUCGUGAUCGGUAUUUUGAUGAGAUGUUAAAAAUGUAUCACUCUGAGUUGAACAAUGCCAUUAGAUUACUCGGGUCUGAUCCAGAAAAACUUUAUCCAUGGGAUUUAUUUAUGAAAGAGGUGAAGGAGCAAUUUGUAUUUGGUGUGUUUGCUUCACUUGAAGCUAUUCCAUUAUGCCUGAUAGAUAUAUCCGAUUCAUUUACCAUAGACACUGCUGUUAAGAGUGAUGAAGCAAUAGAUGUUGGUGACGCGAUAUCGUUUUCUGAUCUUACAACAAACGGAAGACAAAGACUAGCGGAUGUGAUAGUUCAUGCUGUUGAAAAGGGAUACAUAUAA
Messenger RNA from Cyphomyrmex costatus, 1281 nucleotides. RefSeq lists its product as uncharacterized. The transcript is spliced from 4 exons. The record is from RefSeq and is a predicted model, not a curated record. NCBI's taxonomy places the organism in Eukaryota, Metazoa, Arthropoda, Insecta, Hymenoptera, Formicidae. The coding region runs from base 1 to 1281 and encodes 426 amino acids.